UCUAUCAUCAUCAUCAUCACAAACAAUUACAAUCUGCAAUAUUUUAUUGAUCUGAGAAAAAAAUAGGAAACUGUUGCAAGCCGGUAUCAUCAACAAUGGAGUGGGACGGAGAGGACUGGAGUGAUUUGACGACGAAGAAGAUGAGUUCAGGAAAAGUGAUUGACGAAAGUGGUGGGCAUGUGCUGAGUUUAGCGAAAGUGCAGAGAUUGAAGGUUAUGGGGUCGCUAAGAGCUUCUGCUGAUGCGAAUGGGAAGGUGAAGAUAAUGAUUUCGAAGAAGGAGUUGGAAAAACUGUUGGAGAAGCAACAACAUGUAAAUAAGAAGAGAGUAGUGAGAGGUUCUGCGGAGCAAGUUCUUCUUCGUUUAAUGAACACCAGAGAUCAUGAAUCUGGUCGGGGAUUGUGGAUGCCUGCGCUAGAGACGAUACCUGAGUCUAGUUGAUCAUAUAAAAUGUUAAAAAUUUUACGUAAAGUUUGAAUUUCACUUUAUAAAAUGAUCGAGUUAGAUUUAAAGUUUAACUUUUAGGUAAUUGUAUAAAACAGCUAAGAAAUUAUGUCAUCUUUUUUCCCAAACAUUUUCAUGUAAAAUUAUAGGGAAGAGAAUGUAGGAUUUGUAUUUCAUAUACGAAUAAUAAUUACACUCCAU
Vigna unguiculata (cowpea) is the source of this 644-nucleotide messenger RNA. RefSeq lists its product as uncharacterized. NCBI's taxonomy places the organism in Eukaryota, Viridiplantae, Streptophyta, Magnoliopsida, Fabales, Fabaceae. The record is from RefSeq and is a predicted model, not a curated record.